GGAUUUGUAUUCACUAUUGUUGUUACAUUUGUAAAUUAUAAACGCAACUAAAAGAAAUAAAAAACAAGCCAACAGCAACCACACAACAAAAUAAAAGAAGGAAACCGUUGAAAAAAAAAAAUAUUUUUUUUUACUAAAAAAAUUAAAUAACAGAAAUUGUAGUUUAACCUAACGCGGCAUAAACUAUAUCAAUAACACAAAGAUAAAAAAAAAUCUACAUACAUGUGGAAAAGUAAAAACUCGAGUGUUUUUGAUGUGAAAGAUCGAUCAGAGCAUUGUCGUCGUCAUCAGCUCCCGGAGUAACAGAAAAUCAGUAACAGCAGUGAUAAAUUCCCAACUACAGCAGGAAUACUAACGAUACCAUCUAACACCAACAACAUCAACUAAUACAAAAAAAAAAAUAUAGAUCCAAAGCGUGUUUUUUUUUUACCAACCAUCAUAUUUACAAAAUAAAUCUUUUUGGAUUUAAAGCGAUCAAAAGUAGCCGUACAGCAACCAUCCGCUCAAGUUUUUGUUCCAUGUAAAAAUAUUGAAAUAAUAGAAGGCUGGUCUGGAACAACUGUUAGUUACGUCGUCUUAUAACGAAGUACAUUAAAAUUGGAUCGUAUAUUGAAUGACAGAAUCUUCGUCUGAUUUGUAAUAAAGAAGCGUCGUUUCAAUGGUUUUAUGAAGAUAAGAAUUGCGAACGUAGGAAAUCAAAAACCAAAACCAAUAGAAGAAAAAAAAGGACAUCCUAUAGUAACUUAUACAUUUAAAAUCGAACUCUUAGUGGCAUUUAUUAUUCAUUUCCAUGUAAAUCCAAAAACAAUAGCAGCAACAGCAACAAAUAACCAAUAGAAAUACCCAGUUUUAGGCGGAAGGACACAAACACACGAAAGGAACAUAGCAAGCGUAGCGUAACAAAUCCAAGAGAAGUGAAUGAGGCAUAUAACACCAACAAUAAUUUAAAAGGAAACACCAACAACAAUAGCCGACAGCAAAUUUCCACAAAAAAGAAGAAUAAACGCUUUAGACGCAGUAUUCCAGUAUUCGCAAUCGAAAAGUGUUUUGUAGAAAUGUUGGCAAUCGUUCCUAGAUAAUUGGGAUAAAAACUAACGACACCAGCAGGAGGUGCAACUGGUCUGGGUAGAGCAACUACAUUUUUUAUUCCAUAGUAGUUUUUACCUUCCAAAGUCAGACUUCCGCCGCCGCUGACGACGACGACGACGACGCCGACGAUUAAUGAGCCUGUUUCGUCAAAAUCAUUCAAUAAAAAUAUAUAGGAAAAAAGAUAUCAUCGAAUAUAUCUUGGAAUUUGGUUUCCAUCAGAAUCUUUAGUCUUCUACUAUACUACUACUACUACUACUACUAUUACAACUAUAUAUACAACAUACAUACAUACAUAUACAACAAAAUAAUUAUAUAUAAAUCAUUAGAAAAUAAUUUAUUCAACGUGUGGCGAUUAAGCAGCGUUAGCAGCUUAAAAUCAUUUAGUUAGCAUGGAGUGCUGUUUAUCAGAAGAGGCCAAGGAACAGAAGCGUAUCAAUCAGGAAAUUGAACGGCAGUUACGUCGUGACAAAAGAGAUGCGCGAAGAGAGUUGAAACUAUUGCUACUGGGUACUGGUGAAUCCGGUAAAUCCACCUUCAUCAAACAGAUGCGUAUUAUUCACGGCAGCGGUUAUUCAGAUGACGAUAAACGUGGCUAUAUUAAAUUAGUGUUUCAAAAUAUAUUCAUGGCAAUGCAGUCCAUGAUAAAAGCUAUGGAUAUGUUAAGUAUAUCAUAUGGUGUUGCUGACCAUUCGGAACUUGGUGAACUUGUAAUGAGCAUUGAUUACGAAUCGGUGACAACAUUUGAGGAUCCAUAUUUGUCAGCCAUUAAAACACUAUGGGCUGAUGCAGGCAUUCAGGAAUGUUACGAUCGACGAAGAGAAUAUCAAUUAACAGAUUCAGCCAAAUAUUAUCUUAUGGAUCUUGAUCGUGUGGCUCAACCUAAUUAUUUACCAACUGUGCAAGAUAUUUUGCGUGUUCGUGUUCCGACAACGGGGAUUAUUGAAUAUCCUUUUGAUUUAGAAGAAAUACGAUUUAGUUACAUAAGCGAUAUACCACGUAUUGAGUUGCCAGAUUAUUUGCCAACUGAGCAAGAUAUUCUACGUGCUCGUGUACCCACGACAGGAAUUUUGGAAUAUCCCUUCGAUUUGGAUGGCAUUGUAUUUAGAAUGGUAGACGUCGGCGGUCAGCGUUCGGAGAGAAGAAAAUGGAUUCAUUGUUUUGAAAAUGUAACAUCAAUCAUAUUUUUAGUGGCCCUUUCGGAAUAUGAUCAAAUUUUAUUCGAAUCUGAUAAUGAGAAUCGUAUGGAAGAAUCAAAAGCUUUAUUUAGAACUAUUAUUACGUAUCCAUGGUUCCAGAAUUCAUCAGUAAUUCUCUUCUUAAAUAAGAAAGACUUGUUAGAAGAAAAAAUUAUGUAUUCGCAUUUGGUAGAUUAUUUUCCUGAAUAUGAUGGUCCACAAAGAGAUGCCAUAGCCGCCCGAGAAUUUAUAUUACGUAUGUUUGUGGAUCUAAAUCCAGAUUCAGAGAAAAUUAUUUAUUCUCAUUUCACAUGUGCUACAGAUACGGAGAACAUACGAUUUGUGUUUGCAGCUGUUAAGGAUACGAUUCUUCAAUCAAAUCUAAAGGAAUACAAUUUGGUCUAAACGGGUCUUUAGACAAAAACAAAAGAACUAAUUUUGUGAUUUUAUUAAUUAUGAAUGAAUUCCUUCUUUUUUCACUAAACCACAAA
Messenger RNA from Stomoxys calcitrans (stable fly), 2755 nucleotides. RefSeq names its product G protein alpha q subunit (gene Galphaq). The record is from RefSeq and is a predicted model, not a curated record. The transcript has 10 exons. NCBI's taxonomy places the organism in Eukaryota, Metazoa, Arthropoda, Insecta, Diptera, Muscidae. Gene Ontology annotation, biological process: phospholipase C-activating dopamine receptor signaling pathway; adenylate cyclase-modulating G protein-coupled receptor signaling pathway. The coding region runs from base 1479 to 2669 and encodes 396 amino acids. Gene Ontology annotation, molecular function: G protein-coupled receptor binding; GTPase activity; guanyl nucleotide binding. Gene Ontology annotation, cellular component: heterotrimeric G-protein complex.